ACCGGUCCUCUCGCCUCCUCGUCUCGUCCUGCUCUUCGAUCGAGCUAGCCCAUUGCCAUGUCCGGCUCUGACAGUGGCAAUCCACCAAAUCUUUCGUUCUUUCUUUUUACGCGGGUGGUGACUGAGUGCUGACUUUGGCAGAGAGGACACCACGCGUUAUGGCGGCCGGUUUGGCUAUAUAGGCAGCGGGCGCGUCAUCGAUCGUCUCAGGUGCACAGAUCGAGGCCACAGAGACAGUGGCCAGGAAGCUCUUUGAGUUGCUAUCGUGAGGACAGACCGAGGCCCUCAUGGCUCCCGUGCGGCGACGGGGCGCUGCUCUGUGCCGCGGCAGCAGGGUCUUCUUGGUUUUCCUUGUCGCCGUAGCUCUGGACGUCGCUUCGAGUUCGCCUCGCCGUGGUCUCGGCGCGUCGGCUGCUGCUGGUGACGCGGCGGAGCUGGAGACGGAGACGGGUAGCGGCCCGGAGUGGCACGUCGUGAGCGUCGCCGACCUGCUGCCGGCCGCGGUCUGCACGGCGUCCCAAGCGGCAUCAAACUCCUCCUCGGCGUCGGCCUUCAGCGUCAUGCACCGGCACGGCCCGUGCUCGCCGCUGCAAACUCCCGGUGACGCGCCGUCCGACGCCGAUCUCCUGGACCAAGACCAGGCCAGGGUCGACUCCAUACUCGGCAUGAUCACCAACGAGACGUCGGCGGUCGGCCCAGGCGUGUCCCUGCCGGCGGAGCGUGGCAUCUCCGUCGGCACCGGCAACUACGUGGUGUCGGUCGGCCUCGGGACCCCCGCGAGGGACCUGACGGUGGUGUUCGACACCGGCAGCGACCUGUCGUGGGUGCAGUGCGGGCCCUGCAGCUCGGGCGGCUGCUACAAGCAGCAGGACCCGCUCUUCGCCCCGUCCGACUCCUCGACGUUCUCUGCCGUGCGCUGCGGCGCGCGCGAGUGCCGGGCGCGGCAGAGCUGCGGCGGCUCGCCGGGCGACGACAGGUGCCCCUACGAGGUCGUGUACGGCGACAAGUCGAGGACCCAGGGCCACCUGGGCAACGACACGCUGACGCUUGGGACGAUGGCGCCGGCCAACGCAAGCGCCGAGAACGAUAACAAGCUCCCGGGCUUCGUCUUCGGGUGCGGCGAGAACAACACGGGGCUGUUCGGGCAGGCCGACGGGCUCUUCGGCCUGGGCCGCGGGAAGGUGUCCCUUUCCUCUCAGGCCGCGGGAAAGUUCGGCGAGGGCUUCUCCUACUGCCUCCCGUCCUCGUCCAGCAGCGCCCCCGGGUACCUGUCCCUCGGCACGCCGGUGCCGGCGCCGGCUCACGCGCAGUUCACGCCCAUGCUGAACCGCACAACCACGCCGUCCUUCUACUACGUGAAGCUCGUGGGCAUCAGGGUCGCAGGGCGGGCCAUCAGGGUCUCUUCCCCCCGGGUGGCGCUCCCGCUGAUCGUGGACUCGGGCACGGUGAUCACCCGGCUGGCCCCGCGAGCCUACCGGGCGCUCCGGGCGGCGUUCUUGAGCGCCAUGGGGAAGUACGGGUACAAGAGGGCGCCGCGGCUGUCGAUCCUGGACACGUGCUACGACUUCACCGCCCACGCGAACGCGACCGUGAGCAUCCCGGCCGUGGCGCUGGUGUUCGCCGGCGGCGCGACGAUCAGCGUGGACUUCAGCGGCGUGCUGUAUGUGGCCAAGGUGGCGCAGGCUUGCCUGGCCUUCGCGCCUAACGGCGAUGGCAGGUCCGCCGGCAUCCUCGGGAACACGCAGCAGAGGACGCUCGCCGUCGUGUACGACGUGGCUAGGCAGAAGAUCGGGUUCGCCGCCAAAGGCUGCAGCUAAAUAUACAAGCGAUUAAUUAACAAGCCACACAACUACUAGAAGCUCAAAGAUCUUGAAAAAGACAUUUUUGAUACAUGCUACAAACAGGCUACUACUACUGCAGCGAUAUUACAUUUGCGGGAUUUUA
Molecule: messenger RNA, 1944 nt
Organism: Brachypodium distachyon (stiff brome)
Lineage: Eukaryota; Viridiplantae; Streptophyta; Magnoliopsida; Poales; Poaceae
Product: aspartyl protease family protein At5g10770
Exons: 2
Coding region: 288-1817 (509 amino acids)
Biological process (GO): proteolysis
Molecular function (GO): aspartic-type endopeptidase activity
Source: RefSeq, a predicted model, not a curated record